AUGGAGAUGGACAAUCGCACCAUCCUUACUGAAUUCAUCCUCCUGGGCUUCUCAGAAGACCCCCAUCUGCAGUUGAUUCUAUUUGGAAUAUUUCUAACCAUCUAUGUGAUGACCUUGUCAGGAAAUAUAACCUUGGUUAUCCUAAUUCGUUUUGAUUCCAGGCUACAUACACCCAUGUACUUUUUCAUAGGAGGUCUCUCUUUUUUGGAUUUCUGGUAUAAUUCUGUGUAUAUACCUAAAAUCUUGGUCAAUUGUAUCUCAGAAGAUAAGCGUAUCUCCUUGUCUGGCUGUGGGGCUCAGUUUUUCUUUUCCUGUGUAGCAGCCUAUACUGAGUGCUACCUGCUUGCAGCGAUGGCCUAUGACCGCCAUGCUGCAAUUUGUAGCCCAUUGCUUUAUUCAAGUAUCAUGUCAACUUCUCUCUGUACUGGGCUGGUGGCUGGAUCCUAUGUUGGAGGGUUUUUGAAUGCCAUAGCUCAUACUGCCAAUACAUUCAGGUUAAGUUUCUGUGGUAAAAAUAUUAUUGAUCACUUUUUCUGUGAUGUGCUUCCAUUGGUAAAAAUGUCCUGCACAGACACUCAUGUCUAUGUGAAGAUUCUCUCUAGUAUGGUGGGCUUCACCGUGCUCUCCAGCAUUCUUGCAAUCCUCAUUUCUUAUUUCAACAUCCUUCUGGCUAUCUUGAGGAUCCGCUCAGCCUCAGGAAGACGCAAGGCAUUCUCCACCUGUGCCUCUCACCUGGUCUCUGUCACCCUCUUCUAUGGCUCCUUGCUCUUCAUGUAUUCAAGGCCUAGUUCCAACUACUCCCUGGAGAGAGACAAAGUGGCUGCCAUGUUCUACACUAUCAUCAAUCCAUUACUCAACCCUCUCAUCUAUAGUCUGAGAAACAAAGAUGUUAAAGAAGCCUUUAAGAAAUUGAUACAGCAUAUCCAACACCAAGCAUGA
This is a messenger RNA of Chionomys nivalis (European snow vole), 939 nucleotides long. Its product is annotated as olfactory receptor 9G4-like. Gene Ontology annotation, cellular component: membrane. The record is from RefSeq and is a predicted model, not a curated record. Gene Ontology annotation, molecular function: olfactory receptor activity; G protein-coupled receptor activity; odorant binding. Bases 1 to 939 code for a protein of 312 amino acids. Gene Ontology annotation, biological process: sensory perception of smell; G protein-coupled receptor signaling pathway. The transcript has a single exon. NCBI's taxonomy places the organism in Eukaryota, Metazoa, Chordata, Mammalia, Rodentia, Cricetidae.